Molecule: messenger RNA, 426 nt
Organism: Trematosphaeria pertusa
Lineage: Eukaryota; Fungi; Ascomycota; Dothideomycetes; Pleosporales; Trematosphaeriaceae
Exons: 3
Coding region: 1-426 (141 amino acids)
Molecular function (GO): carbon-sulfur lyase activity
Source: RefSeq, a predicted model, not a curated record
AUGACGAGCUUCGACGCACACUGCCAUUGCGGUCAGACGGAGUGGACGGCGAAGCUGGAGCCGGAGCAGCAGGGGCAUAUUCUUUGCCAUUGCGAUACUUGCAAGUACCUCUCCGGGUCGACCUUCACCCUCAACCAAAUCAUUCCUACGUCCUCCCUGAACAUCACGAAGGGCGCGUCUAAGCUUGGCAAAUACACCUACUACGGCGAGUCUGGCAAGGGCGUCCACUGCUACUUCUGCCCCAACUGCACCUCGCACGUGUACCACCAGCAGGAAGUCAUGGGCCCGGACAAGAUUGUCCUGCGGACGGGCUUGCUCACCGAGGGCAUUAAGAACUUCAAGCCGGCGGCGGAAAUCUUUGGCAAGGCGAAGUUGCCGUGGGAGAAGGAGGUCGCGCAGACGUUUGAUACUAUGCCUCCAUCGUAA